UCCACGAUGAAGUCGCCUAAGUCAGUGUUAUAGGAAGUUGGUACGACGAACCUCUUUAUCCAGAUCCGGCCUCGAUCCAUUUCCAUAUGAGUUUCAUACAAAACCACCCAACCACACAAUAUAUUCGAAUAAAAUUUAAUGAAUUUGCGGUAUCUCGAACGGUAGCGGAGGCCGAUUGUGAAACUUAUUUGUUUAACAUACGUGUUCUAAUGGUUUUAGCCAACAGACGUGCUAAAUUCUUGAGUUUUGACUAUAAAAGUGAUUUGAUGUGCAGUGAAAUGGACGAAUUUUCAUGAGAUGACCAACAAUGCGGAUUUUCGUACUAAUCGCAUGUUUGGCCUCGAUGAUUUCUUCUGAAAAUUACUGUCCACCAAUUUGGCAAAAACCAACUAUGGUGCAGAUGAACGAAACUGGGUCGAUUUUGCUCGGAGAAGACGAAUUUAGCGGUUGCGAAUGUCGGGCAUUUCCAGCCAGUUACUCGUUUUGCUACGGCCGACUCAACUGUCGCACAUUUCCCAAAAACAUCACAAUUUCAACCAAAGCCUUUUGGUUGAAAGCCUCUCGAAUUCCCGAAAUCAAACCAGGGGAUUUGGCCAGCUUAACACACUUGGAAAUCUUAAUGAUCGAAGGGAAUUACAACCUGACUCGUAUUUUAACUGGGAGUUUCACCAACAUGACAAAACUUUACAAACUGGACAUUUCAUUCAACUCAAAUUUGAAAAUUUUGCAACCCGGGUGUUUCAACGGACUGUCCAACCUGAAACACUUGCUACUUGUGAACAACGCCUUCACCAAAGUGGCCCAAAUAACACCAGUUUUGACCAAUUUACCCCAAUUACAGAAACUGGAUUUGAGCGAGAAUCAGUUUAACACAAUCGAAAAAGACGAUUUUGGGGUUUUGGGAAAUUUGCACGAACUGAAUAUGGUUUUGUGCCAAAUUGAAAACAUCGAAGCUUCGGCUUUCACACAUUUGAGGAAUCUCACAAUUUUGAGACUUGGAGAAAACAGCUUGAAUAUCUCAAGUCUAGCCAAAGCGAUUGAAAACACGACUCUUAAAUCACUCAAUUUGUACUCAAUCGGUUUGAAGAAAAAUAACUCGAGACAGUUAUUUGAUACCAUAGCGAAAACCAACAUCAGUUUUUUGUCUCUUGCCAAAAACCAGUUCGAGGCGAUUAACUCCGAGACGUUUCCGCUGAUGCCCAAAAUACAAACUCUGGAUUUACGAGAAGUCCUAGCUUUGAAUAUCACCAACAACGCUUUUCUUGGGCUACCAAACCUAAAAACGCUACUUUUGAGCGGGAAUAAGUUAAAUUCGAUUCCUGAUGGUGUCCUCUUGGAACAAUUAUCCUGUCUGGAUGUGAAACAAAACUCUGGAAAUGUCAACAAACACUCGUAUUUCUCCCUCUUUGGGGAGAAGUUCAACCACAUGAGGAAUCUCCUCCAACUCGAUUUGAGUUUCAACACAAUCCAGGCAAUUUACAACUCGAGUUUUGCAGGUCUGGAAAAUCUGAAAGUUUUGGGGUUAAAAAGCGCAACAAUCCAUCGGAUUUCCAAUAUCAGUUUUGCCAACUUGUCAAAAUUAAUAGUGCUAAACCUUGAAAAUAACCCAUUUGUUGUAAACCAUCCCAUGACACUGGAAAGUGGGAUUUUUGACGGUUUGGGCGACUUGGAAGUGCUUCUUUUGGGUGGAUGUGGCAUCAAAUUUGUCACAAAUGCGUUCAAAAAUUUAAAAAAAUUAAUUCAUUUAGGUUUGGAGAAAAAUAAAUUGACAACUUUGCCGAAUUUUGAAACUCUAGUCAAGUUACAAACACUUGACUUGUCUCAGAAUUAUUUAAAACCGUGGUUUGACCCGAUUUUUGCGAAUAACAACUUGAAAGAUGUGAGUCUUAGUGGCAAUAAAAUAACGUAUUUAACUCCUGCAAUGAUCAAUGAUUUGAGUAAUUUAUCUAGUCUAGAACUUGCUGAAAAUCCCUUCACUUGUGAUUGUAGUUUUUUAUGGGAUGAUCCCAAAAUCAUGAAACUGAUCGCUAAUCAAGCAAUUUUUUGCUUUUUUCCUGAUUCUACCACCGGUUUAACAUUAAAUGAGUUCCUAAGUGACAAACCCGACUGUCACAAUUUGUUAAUUUUAGUAUUACCAACAAUUUUCCUCCUUUUGUUUUUACUUAGUUUUGUUUUUGUUUUGUAUUAUUUUCGGUGGCACUUGAGAUACUGGCUUUUUCUCACUCGUCUCCACUUGAGCCGAAAUCACAAAAUCAGACGAAGUGUCAAAGGUCACGUUAAUUGCAUUUACGACGCUUUUGUUUCGUACAGUAGUGAGGACCGAAAUUUCGUAAUUCGUUUAGUGACAAUGCUUGAAAACUACCCUCCUUAUAUCAAACUCUGUGUCUAUGAGCGAGACUUUGAAGUGGGUACAAUGAUUUCGGAAAAUGUGUUAGAAAGUGUUGCGAAAAGUCGCAAAACUCUACUGUUGAUCAGUAAUUCGUAUGCCAAGUCGCAGUGGUGUCGUUGGGAGAGUCAGAUUGCUGAACAUCAUCGACUUUUCUUUCAAGAUGAGAAUGGACAAUAUGUUGAUGAUAGUCUGAUUUUGGUCAAGUUGGGGCCGGUGAAUGAGACUUACAUGACUCCGACUUUGAAGUAUUUGCUUAAAACUAGAAUUUAUCUCCAGUGGGAUGAAGAUGAGAAGAAGCAGAAGGUUUUUUGGGAGAAGUUGAGAGCUGCCUUGGCGCCGCCGGUGGAAAUCAACGAAAACACCUAUUUGUAAUGCCUAUUUUAAAUAAAGAUUUAAGUAUUGUUGUU
Molecule: messenger RNA, 2796 nt
Organism: Tribolium madens (black flour beetle)
Lineage: Eukaryota; Metazoa; Arthropoda; Insecta; Coleoptera; Tenebrionidae
Product: toll-like receptor 2
Exons: 2
Coding region: 308-2761 (817 amino acids)
Biological process (GO): inflammatory response; immune response; toll-like receptor signaling pathway
Cellular component (GO): membrane
Molecular function (GO): protein binding; transmembrane signaling receptor activity
Source: RefSeq, a predicted model, not a curated record